AUGGAGACCUCUGACAAAAUUACAGACCAGAUUAAUAAGACUAUUGAAGAGAACAAGUUCAUGGAGAACUCAAUCUCUGUAGGAGAAGGGGAGGAUAAUAUGUCUUUUAUGCCUGAUAAUUUUAGAGAGAGAAGGGAUCUUGAGCAGUACUUCUUCACUCGUGAAAAUAUACAGUCUUUAAUAAACAUCCUCAUGAUGACUUAUCCUGAAGAAGGAGAGAUAGAGGAGAAAGUAUGCCUAGUCUGAGCUCCUUCCCUAGCUAAAGCUUUGUAUGAGGACUAUGAUAUCAAAGUGACCAUCUGUGAUAUUGACAAGAGGUUUGAAGACCUUCCAGGUUUUACAUAUUUCGACCUUAAAGAGCCUUUUGAAAUCCCUGAUAAAGACUUCGACUUAAUCCUGAUUGACCCUCCUUUCUUCAGUGUAACUCUUGAUCAGCAAGCUAAGGCAAUGUCUGUACUAGCUAAAGGAAAUUAUAAAUGCAAACUGUAUAUUUCUUUCCCACACAGAGAUGAGAAGCAGGUCUUUAGUUCCUUCAAAGACUUUAACCUCAAGAGGACCAACUUUGAGCUUGAGUAUGCUACAGUUAAGCCAAACAGAUGGGAGAACUAUAUUUUGUAUGGAAAUGCAGAUCUCAUUGGACUUAAGCGUGUCAAGAAAUAAUUCAAUCAGCAAAA
Molecule: messenger RNA, 674 nt
Organism: Moneuplotes crassus
Lineage: Eukaryota; Ciliophora; Spirotrichea; Euplotida; Euplotidae
Source: the annotation of a GenBank genome assembly